Messenger RNA from Microthlaspi erraticum, 894 nucleotides. NCBI's taxonomy places the organism in Eukaryota, Viridiplantae, Streptophyta, Magnoliopsida, Brassicales, Brassicaceae. The record is from the annotation of a GenBank genome assembly.
AUGAUGAUUUCCCGGAGACCAGCUUCGAGUCCGGGUCGGGUCGACAAAUAUCCACCGCCUUUCAUGGGGUUUCUGAGGAGCAAAAGUAAAGGCGGAAGCAUAAGCAGAAGUAGAAGCCGAAGCAAAGGAAGGUCACGCGCGAGUCCUCUCUUCGUUCGCCGGAAUAAAUCUGCGGCGGCGGUAACUCAAGAACCGUCGUCUCCAAAGGUUACUUGCAUGGGUCAGGUCCGAGUCAAGCGAUCGAAGCCGAAAAUUCAACUCAAAUCUCGCGACAACCCGACCCGACGACGACGAUGUGAGUGGAUCCGAAACGCUUCGUUUUACAGCAAAUUCGCCGGGAAAAUCAAAACGAUGCCGUGGCCCAAAUUUCGAUUGUUUUCGUUUCCGUGUUCUCGGCCGAAAUCGAAGAGCGAUAGGGGGAAAGAUUCCCCAAUAAGCCAAUUACAUCGUCCGGCAACAGAAUCAGCUGGAGAAAAUGGAGAGGAAUUCGAAGAGGAAGAAGAGAAUUUCAAAAUCCCGAAAUUAAUGGUCUCUCCGGCUUCUACGCCGCCGAUAAACGCCCUUUUGUUGACAAGAAGCAGAUCUGCACCGUACGGAUCCUCGUCGUUGGCUUUCAGAUUCUGGGAAGAAAAUAACCAACGAGAAGUUGAAUUACGAAACGGAAGAGAGCAAAAUGUUAGAUCGGAAAAUACUGAAACGGAAUCGGAAGUCGCCACGGUGAAAAUUAACGGGGUUUACGAGUCGGCGAGGUCUCUGGGGACGAACAUUGACAGUGAGGAAGUAGAAUUAAGGGGGGUAGAGUUUGAACGGCGGCCGGAGUUGACAAGGAGCAAAUCGGUGCCGGCGAGGAUCGGCGAGAAGAUGGUGUUGCUUCCGAACGAAGAAGAAAAUUAA